GAUGCUUGGGGGGGGCCUCUGGAUUCCAGAGCUUCCUCCGGAGCCGGGUGGGCAUUGUGGAGUCAUCCCCCACGUUUCCUUGGCAACCUAACCCGAGGGGGCGGCUGAGGGCACACAUUUCCCUGAAAGCCACGGAGGGACGCAUGUCUUUUGGUGUCCUGGAGGCCACCGCAGAGGCGCACGGCCAGUGGCUACCCAAACCGUCCGCCCCGGGGCAGCCCAUGGCGGAGGAGCUGCGCCCCCGGCGCGGUGGCGCACAGCACGAGCUGCUGGAGAAGGUGACGCGCCUGCAGCGGGGCGCGCGACACCCGGAGCCCGAGGCGGCGACGCGCAGGGCGACGGGCAGCGGCGGCUCGGGCUCGGGCUUCUGGUGCUGGCGGCGGCUGUUCGCGCGCGGAGCCCGCGGGGCGCGCCGGAGGAAGAGCAAGUUCGCGCGGCCCGGCUCGGCCGCGGCCCCGGAGCGCGGCGCCUGGGGACCGCCCGGCCUGCAGAGGCUGCUGCACAAGCUGGCGACGUGGCGGCGGCGCUACCUGCGGCGAGGCGAGCGCCCCGAGGGCCUGGAGGAGAUCCCGCUGCUGGUGCUGGACCGCGCGCGGGCCGCCGAGUAGGGGCGCCGCGCCCCGCCCCCUCCCGCCCCGCCCCCUCCCGCCCCGCCCCCUCCGCCCCGGCCUGGCCCGGCUCGGCCCCGCGUCGGUUAGGUUUUGUAAACGAGAGCGAGAAAUGAAAAAUAAACUCCGCACUGGAUGAAGGCAAAGCGCGCGGGGUUGGAGGGGGUGUCUCUCCCGCGGGGACCGAGCUCAAAAUCCCAGGCGCCGCGGCGCGGACGGCAGGUUUGUUUGAGCGCGUUGGGGAAGUCACUCGGAGCGGGACACCACGGCCUUGACACUCCCCUACCCCUGAGCCUGGUCGGUGUAGAACUGCGUCGCCGUCCUUGCUUGUAUUUGUUGUUUAUAAAUGCACGUGUUGAGCGAGCCCUGCUUUUUAAGUUUCAUUGUUUAGGGCCCUAGGGACCGCUGUGCGGGUGAAAGGCGCCUGCGGUGCAAACCUGGGAUUCAAUCCCCUGAACCCAUGUCAAGGUGGAGGGGGAGAAUCAACUCCACAGAGCUGUCUUCUGACCGCCGCAAUAGUAAUCUAGGUAAAAAUCAUCGUUCUUUCACAGUUUCAUAUACACGCGCGCGCGCGCGCACACACACACACACACACACGUACCUCGUACCUUAAUCAUAUCUCCAACCUUUGCCCUCUCGUUCUCCCUCUACCUCUCUGGAAUCCUUCCUUUUCCCCAAGUCCGUCUCAUGCUAAGCCCUGUUUUCACCUGUAUGGAUUAUGAGCCGGUAAAGCCAACAUUAGAAGCAGGACUGGCAGGUGUGUGCGAGAGAACUGAGAGAGAGAAAUGAAAGGGAGCGGCCACCCAGAGACCCCUUGGGGGUGGGGUGACCUUUGACUCCUCUUCCUCCAUAAAAACUUGCUAACGCUACUCACCUGUCAGGAUG
This is a messenger RNA of Meriones unguiculatus (Mongolian gerbil), 1493 nucleotides long. RefSeq names its product chromosome 11 C1orf202 homolog (gene C11H1orf202). The record is from RefSeq and is a predicted model, not a curated record. Lineage: Eukaryota; Metazoa; Chordata; Mammalia; Rodentia; Muridae. The transcript has a single exon. The coding region runs from base 144 to 608 and encodes 154 amino acids.